CGCAUGCCGACGUUCCUCGGCGACUUCAUCUCACAGUAUGUCUAUGACGGCCAGUUACUAUCCGAGCACCGCAACAAGAGCGCGGACUGCUGCCGCUUCGUCGACGUCGCUGAGGGGAAGGAGACCCGCGCGGGCAUGAGCUGGAGGAAUGACAAAGAGAUACCUGCAGUCGUGACGCUGGCACGCGAGCUCAAGCGUAGCGGCAAGAUGUUCCGCGUCAUCACACCCUACGACGCGCAGCGCGGGGCUAUUGAGGCGGCGCUCAAGCAUGCAGAGCUACCUUGGGAGGAUACGGUCUUCAAUGUGGAUUCUUUUCAGGGCAACGAAUGCGCCCACAUCAUCAUCUCGCUCGUCCGCGCUGAACGCAUGGGCUUCCUCGCGCAACAACGGCGGGUCAAUGUCAUGCUGACACGGUGCAAGGAUAGUAUGGUGAUUGUGACGAAUAGGAAGUUCUUAGAGGGUGCUGGGGCGUCCUCACUGGUUGGAGAGCUAGCGCGGGUGUGCGGCGACGACGCUUGGAUGGAGUUACCGACGUGCGCUGGCAUGUAG
Molecule: messenger RNA, 549 nt
Organism: Schizophyllum commune H4-8
Lineage: Eukaryota; Fungi; Basidiomycota; Agaricomycetes; Agaricales; Schizophyllaceae
Exons: 3
Source: RefSeq, a predicted model, not a curated record